GGUCGAGUGUGACAUUCACCACAAAUGUCAUUAUUUAUCUGUCAAAGUGACAUUUCAUCAAUUCAAAGUUCAGUUUUUGGUGAAAGUUUGUAAAAAUGGGUAACCGUUCGUCGUUGCUCCUUUGCGAGGAGGAAAUCGCGCAAAUCCAGGAGGAAACCGGAUUCACCCCGAACCAAAUCGAGCGUCUUUACUCCCGUUUCACGUCCCUGGAUCGGGGCGAUUGUGGGACUUUGAGUCGGGAUGAUUUCCUCCGAAUUCCCGAGCUCGCAAUUAACCCCCUGGGGGAGAGAAUCGUCAAUUCGUUUUUCCAGGAGGAGGGCUUGAACGACAGGGUGAAUUUCAGGCAAUUCAUGCGAGUCUUGGCCCAUUUUAGACCAAUCAAGAAGAACAAGGAGAAUAAAUUGAAUUCGCGGGAGGAAAAACUCAGAUUCGCUUUCAAAAUGUACGACCUUGAUAACGAUGAUAUGAUCUCAAAAGAGGAGCUUUUGGCGAUUUUGCACAUGAUGGUGGGGGCUAACAUAAGCGAGGAGCAGUUGACCAGCAUCGCAGAGAGGACUAUAGUGGAGGCUGACGAGGAUGGGGACCAAAUGAUUUCGUUUGAGGAGUUUUGUAAGGCUUUGCAACGGACAGAUGUCGCCCAAAAAAUGAGCAUUCGAUUCCUCAACUAGCCUGUGUUAUGUAUAUGUGUAGAAUAUAUUUUUUUUAUUACAAGUGUAACACUUAACCACAACUAUUUUCUUGUUAUUAUUGUACUUAAUAAAUAAUAAAAUAGUUUUAAGCCGUUGA
This is a messenger RNA of Tribolium madens (black flour beetle), 786 nucleotides long. It is a transcript of the gene elm, whose product is annotated as calcineurin B homologous protein 1. Gene Ontology annotation, molecular function: calcium ion binding. The coding region runs from base 96 to 668 and encodes 190 amino acids. The record is from RefSeq and is a predicted model, not a curated record. Lineage: Eukaryota; Metazoa; Arthropoda; Insecta; Coleoptera; Tenebrionidae. The transcript has 3 exons.